Molecule: messenger RNA, 4059 nt
Organism: Peromyscus californicus insignis
Lineage: Eukaryota; Metazoa; Chordata; Mammalia; Rodentia; Cricetidae
Product: solute carrier family 40 protein member 1-like
Exons: 3
Coding region: 2408-3580 (390 amino acids)
Biological process (GO): iron ion transmembrane transport
Cellular component (GO): membrane
Molecular function (GO): iron ion transmembrane transporter activity
Source: RefSeq, a predicted model, not a curated record
ACUAGGUAGCUGUGAUCUGCCUCUUAAAACCACCAGUAAGUAGCGGGCCCUGUGCGUUUCCGUUUGCAGUUGCUCACGCCUCGCUCUUCAUUCAGAAUGUUUCCGUCGCUGCCUGCUGUGUGGUCCUGAUGCUGGUGUUUUCCUACAAGAGGGAGAUGGAGCGACUCCGGCAUGGCUGGCUCACUGUGAGUGUCUCCCCUCUGACACCUGCCUCAUGAGAGUGCAUGUCAUCAACACCCCCAAGUGUCUGUUGGGAGGCGCUCUCUGCCUAGCUGCCUCACUGUGCCCUUUCAUCGGUGCCCUCGUGGCCCCUAGUUUCUGAGUUGGAGCCCAAACCCCACAGCGAGCGUGGCAGUAGAGCCGCAGCGUCUGUCUGCAAGGUACAAAUUAGCAUCGCAUCUGGUGCUGACGGGUGAGAGGAAGAACGUGCACUUGACUUAGACUUAACAUAGAGCCUUUUCCUCUCAAAGGUUUCAUUUCCUCUCAAAGGGUUCAUUUCUGUGCUCCUCUGGCUGUCAGACAAAUGACCGUGUUCCACCCUGGGCCGGAAGGUCUAUUCUUGGCCUCUUCUUCCCUCCUCUGGUAGGUGGUCUGCUAUGCUGUGGUGACUACCCUAGCGGCUGUGGCAAACCUGGCUGGCACUGCACUUACUAUCACCAUUCAGAGGGACUGGAUUGUGAGUCUCAUGGGGGACAACAGAGGCCAGCUGGCUGGUGAGCAGUGCCACCCUCACCAGUCCUCCGAUGGGCAGAGAAGUAGAGUGGCGAGCCAUUCAGGGCUCCAGGAGAGGCCAUAUCAUAGCCUAUAGAAGACAGGAAUUUGGAACCAACCAGAGCUGGGAUUGACUUCAGCUGAAACCCGCUAUCUCUCUUACCUGCUGCGUGUCCUGGGGCAAGUUACUUAACCUCUCUGAACUCGACUUUCCUCAUCUGCAGCAUGGGGCAAAUACACACACACACACACACACACACACACACACACACACACACACACACACACACACUUACAUGCAUGCAUGUUCACAUACACAUUCAUUCUCUCUGAGCUCACUUUGGGGAAGGAAGGAGUUCAUGAAAUCAGGGUUUUGUAAGUGCUUAGCACAAAUCUGCACAGAAGGAAUACCCAAGAAAUGACCAUCACUGUUCUCACCUAACGCACAGGUAGAUGGUGGGUCAGGAGGGCAGCUUCUCAUUUACAGAUGGUCUGGAGCCAUUUUAGACCUAGACAGUAAGUGAAUGAAAAGAUUUCUAAAUUCACAUCAGUAAUAACCUUCUGCCCACCCCCAAAUUAUCCCAAGUGGGAGCAUUGAUUACUGCUGAUAGUGGAAGCCGGAAUUCGUUUUCUAGUAAAGGAGUGGGAAGGAGCAGCCUGACAUCUUGUCUUGUCCUCCCAUUUAGAAAGCAUGCACAGUUCUCAUUGCAGCGUGUUCUAAUUGCCCACUUAGAGCUGAAGAUCUCACGAUACCCUAUACUUGAGCAGUUGUAGUGCCUGAGUGUUGAUGGCCAAGAUAAAGGGCACUAUUAAGGAGUCUAAAAUACACUCCUUGAAGAGUCAAAGCCCUUAUCAUCAUGUUUUCUUUUAAACUGCACUCACUUGGAUGUACUGUGGCUUCCGUAACAUCACCCAGAAUAAGAGCCGUGUGAAUAAAAGCCAGGUGAUAGUUCAGUGCGUCCUCGGUCUUGGUGUCAGGAAAACCUUCCUGUUCUCUGUGCAUUCAUUUUAAAAGACUUCAAGGUAAAGCAGACUUGGACUCAAGUUUAUUACAAGUUUGAAGAUGAACUUGUGAAUAUUUUCUUCAGUGGUGGUAGAAUCCAUGAGCUUUGGAGUCAGACUGGCUGGAUUUUGAGUCUCGGCUCCAUAAUGUUCUUUCUCUGCAAUCCCGAUAAAAGUUUCCCCUCUGUGUGCCUCAGUUUCGUAACUUGUAAAAUGGAAGUCCCAUUGCCUUCUUAGAACUGUGGGGACUCACAGAGAUGAAUGUAGGUAUAAGGUUUGGGACUGUAUGCCUGGCACAACGUAAGAAUUCAAGCCAUUCUCCUCUACCCUCCCGUUACCUCCCUUCCCCCACCACCGUGCUGGUUAUUAAUUAGUGGCCAUUACUACGAUUAGCAUAGUCAAGACCAUGGGUAACCUAGUCAGUUUACUAAUCUGCUCACAUCCCACUGCAGCUGGUCUUGCAGUUGUUUUCCAGGUUGAAAAGGCCAUCGCUAAUCUGCAGACAACCUGCCGGCAUUGACCCUGGGUUGGCUGUUGAGCCCAGCGAAUACGCAGUGUCAAGUUCAGCAGGAGGAAGGAGGCAUCCAUCCACCGAGUCUCAGUGUCUCCUCCUCUCCCUUGCAGGGAUGAAUGCAACAGUGCCGUGGCUGGACCAGUCAUCAGUAUAUUCGCGCCCCUGUCCGUGGGCCAGGUGAUGACGUGGGCAUCUCAUGUGAUUGGUUGUGGUUUCAUUCUUGGAUGGAACUUGGUUUCACUUCUUGUAGAGUUUCUAUUUCUGUCCAGGGUUUAUCAACUAGUUCCCCAGUUGGCUGUGAAACCCCAGCGGCACACAGCACAGUGCUUCCUAGAGAGGCAGCAGGAAGCUGUGCACAUCCAAGGUGAAACGGAGUUUUUGGAAACCACGAAUAGAUUCAUCAACACAUCUAGAACUCUGGAAAAACCGAAGGACCACAAUUCUAGCCUUGAAGAACAACCAGCCACAACCAAAGGGCUUCUUCACUGCCUGCAAGACACCCGUAGGCUGCUCCACACAUGCCGGGAGGGAUGGGAAAUGUACUGCGGACAGACUGUCUUCCUGGCUGGCUUAGGUUUGACUUUCCUCUACAUGACAGUUCUGGGCGUUGACUGCAUUACCACAUGCUAUGCCUACACCCAGGGCAUUGGAGGCUCCCUCCUCAGCAUCCUCACAGCCCUUCCAGCUGUGUCUGGCCUCAUGGGAACAAUUCUCUUUACCCAGUUCCGGAAUCAUUAUGGCUUGGUCACCACAGGGAUCAUUUCCAGUUGCCUCCAUUUAGGUAGCCUAACACUCUGUGUGUUUUCUGUCUUUGCUCCUGGAAGUCCUUUUGAUAUGGCUACCUUCUCCCUCCCAUUAAGCAAGAAUUCCUCUUCAAAUCAUGAGAUGCUAAAAGAUGGCCAGGCACAUGUUUACACCUUUGAAAGAAAUCUAAAUCAACCCAUCUUCCCUGACCACUCUCCUAUCCACUGGACCAAUAGUACAGUCUUGUUUGAUGGCCAGCAGGACCCUGAGCAGCCUGACUCUUGCAUCUCUAUCAGCUUGCUCUUCUCAGGUGUGAUCCUGGCAAGAAUUGGCCUCUGGUCCUUCGACCUCACUGUGACUCAGCUUCUCCAGGAGAACAUUCCAGAAGCGGAGCGAGGGGCUGUGAAUGGUGUGCAGUGUUCUCUGAACUACCUCAUGGACCUCAUUCACUUCGUCCUGGUCAUGCUGGCCCCGAGGCCGCAGCAGUUUGGCAUGCUGGUUUUCCUCUCCAUGCUCUUUGUGACCACUGGGCACAUGCUCUAUUUCUUUUAUGCAAGAAAGAAUAAGACUAAGAAGGCCCACGUGAUCAAGACAUCCGAGAAGGGCUAGUGGACGCCCCCCAUGUGAGAGGUAGGCGGCACUCCUUAGUGGUCUGGGCAGCCGUGGGCACAUCUCCCACCCAGUGUUCCAGCUGUUUUGUGCACCUCUUGCAUCUUGGUUCCAGCUGAGAGCAAACGUGUCACUUCCUGCCAACAGCAUCCCCUGCUUCUGGCUCCUUUCCUGGUACUAUCCUGAGGGUCAAGGGGGACAACCUGAAGGGCGCCCAUUAGCGGAAUUCAGGAAGAUCUUCCUCUCAGCUCCUUCAAGGAAUUGCUUUUAGUUCCGCCAAUAUAAGAAAAAAUCCCGUAUCAGGGCUGGGGAUGUAGUUCAGUUGGCAGAGUGCUUGCCUAGCAUUACAUGGAACCCUGGGUUCAAUCCCCAGCACCACUUAAAAGUUGGUGUGGCUGAGUGUGGUGGCACAUGCCUUGAAGGAGGCAGAGGCAGGGGGAUCUCUGUGAGUUCCACAACAGUCAGAGGUAUGUAGAGUG